Exophiala mesophila is the source of this 860-nucleotide messenger RNA. RefSeq lists its product as uncharacterized. NCBI's taxonomy places the organism in Eukaryota, Fungi, Ascomycota, Eurotiomycetes, Chaetothyriales, Herpotrichiellaceae. The record is from RefSeq and is a predicted model, not a curated record. The coding region runs from base 1 to 783 and encodes 260 amino acids. The transcript is spliced from 3 exons.
AUGCCCUCUUCCUCCUCCUCUUCAUCCCCUUCUCCGUGGGCUGACCAGCCGUUUGAGCUGAUACCAACCCUUGAGUUUUCCAACAAUACAUCACACGCCGCCAACUAUGUUGCAACACAAAUGGCCCUGGCCCACAAUGGCAUCCUUCGGGGAUUGAACUCCAUCUCGCUCCAGGCGACUCAUAUUCCAGCCAACGAUGUGAUUACGGUUCGUGACUUCUUGACAUACUGUCAAUGUUGGUGCGAAUCCAUGCAUCACCAUCACGACGCCGAAGAAGCUGUCUUCUUCCCAGUCAUCGAGUCGAUAUCUGGAGUUCAGGGACUCAUGCAAGCUAAUGUCGAGCAACAUCGGGCUUUCUCGCCGGGAUUCGACCGCUUUCAUGAAUACUGCCGAAGAUGCCCUCCCACCGAAUAUGACGGAGGUACGAUGACAAAACUAAUACAAGGCUUUGCCGAACCCUUGACAAGACACCUGCAUGACGAGGUCGAGACUCUGCGGGCUCUUGACCAGUAUGACAGCAAACAAGUUAAGCAGGCAUACCAACAGUUAGAGAAAUCCCUGAUGGCUACGGACAAUCAUCGGAUCGCUCCUCUUGUAUUUGGGACCGCGGACCGGACCUUUGAAGGCAGCAUCCACAACUUCCCCCGUGUACCAUUCUUUGUUCCUUGUGUCAUUCACUACUGGUAUGGCAGACGACAUCGUGGCGCUUGGCGCUUCAAUCCUUGCACGAUAUGGAGGGAUCCACGAGAUUUGGCCUUUACCAGUGCACCCACAGCAGCUUGAAGGAGACACUAUGCUUGUAACGCUGUCUAUGGGCAUGCAGUUGGUUCCGCUAUUCACACGUUCCCUGGUUAUACCCU